AAAAGCAUCAAUAAAAACGCCCUUUUGAGGGCGACUAAAUCUAUUACAUAAAGAGUUAACUAAAAUCUUGAGAGAAUGUAAAACUGUAUUUUUUUUUUUUUUGUAAAAACAUUUUUCAUUUAAAUUGAAUUUUAAUUUAGCACCUUUUUUAUUAUUCCUAUUCUUCAUUUUGGUUUACCCUCGGGUUUAACUCACUUAAAAUUAAGUUGAGAAGUAUUAGAACAAUUCAAAUGUGGCUCAGAUGUGACAUUAAUUACGUUUUUAAUGGAGUUUUAAACAUAAAUUUAAGACAAUUUUCGCUGACCGAAAAUCAUCAAUAAAAAUUAAACCGAUAAACAAAACUUGUGACACGUCUUAUAUCUAACCUUCGAAAAGCCAACGCAGAAUCUGAUUUGGUGUAAUUUUUUGUUUCUAUGAACGAUAGGGGCAAAAAUAGCCCAAAAAUUUAAAUAAUUUUUCUGACAAUACCAAUGACAGAUAAUUUUCACUCUAAAGGAAAAUAUUACGUUUGAGUAUUGUAGUUUCUUGUUCUAAAACGGUUUUGCUUAAAAAAGAUUGGAAGUAUAAAAAAUAAUUAAAAUCAAUUUUCAAUAUGAGAAUUUAAAAAUUUGCCAUUUUUUGAGCUUAAAAAUUUACUAUAUAGCAAAUAGUUGGAGACUUGCAAAAAAUAUCUUGACAUUCCUUCAACCUUCUACUUUGCAAUUAUAUACAAACAUAAGAAAAAAAUAACUUCAGGUUUUCAGGAAAAAAUAUUUUCUAUAUGGGACACCGGUGUUCCUAUCGUCCUUAAAGGGUUAACCCUAGAAUGAUAGACUAACGGAUGAAGCAUUUUAAUUCAUAAAUGAUAUAUUUUUCUUAAAUUCUUUAUAAUUUUUAAACCUUAGAUCCCACAAAAAUAAAUAUAACAUGAAAUGGUAUCCACAUUACCAUAUACAGAGAAUAUAUUUUUAUUGUAUUUAAAAUUUUACUGGUGUUACAAAUAGAACAAUUGUAAGAAAAAUUUAAAAAAAAAAUGCGAAAAUAUGCGACAAUUAAAACCACAAAUGAAAAAGUCUCUUUCAACAUUUUUAUAUCCAUAAAUAUUUUUUUCCUUCAAAUCCAAACAAAAUAUUUUUCUAGAAAUAUAUAUUAAAAAAAAAAGCAUUUGAAGUAGUCUUUAAAGCUAACGGAAUUGGUAAUUACCCAUCGAGUUGCAAUAGAUAUUACUUUAAUUGAGACAUGCUACUAAAACUCUUUCAAUUUUUUAAUAUAUUGAUAAGAUUUUAAUGUAAAACAUUUCUCAUUGUGUUUGAGUAACUUUGAUUUUUCGGCUUAAAAUGUUUGAAAAUAUUCUAAAAAGACCAUGAUUUUGGAUUCACAGCGAAUGUCAGUUUUGACACAAAAAUACGAUAUAUUUUUUUUAUAAAUUUAAUUAUAGGUAUCGAAAUAUUGUUGAAAAUAUAUUUAAUUAUAUACUAGUACAAUUGAAAAUUUGUGAAUUUAUUUACGCAGAAUGAUCAUCAUAUUCAAAUGCUGUUACUUUUCAUCAAUAUUUGUGAUCGACAUUGUCGUUGCAAUUUUGUGAUUAUUUUCGAAAAUAUUAGAAUAGGCGGAUGUAUUUUUAAAAUAUGCUUAAUUGACAUUUAGUUUUUCGAAUUGCUUAAGUAGGAAAUACUUAUUUGUUGAUUUAAUUAAGUUUUUUCAAAGUCUUGCGAAUACGAUGAAAAAAUGAGUGCAGAUCAAAGCCAAAUUCCGGUUCCAAUAAAUAGGUUACCUUUUCAAGUAAGGUAAAAUGUUGCAAUUUCUGCUAAUUUUCUUGAAAAAUCUACCCAGUAUUCGCAAGAAUGGCAGAAGAGACAUCCGUGGAAGUAGCCCCAGCAGUAUCCCCAUCCGGGAAGAAGGCUAAGGCCUCCAAAAGUGCCGGCCCAAAGAAACCUCGAGUGAAGCCAACGCACCCGAAGACAUCUGAAAUGGUUAACAAUGCCAUUAAAGAUCUGAAGGAGCGUGGUGGAUCAUCCCUGCAGGCCAUCAAAAAGUUUGUGGCAGCCCACUACAAGGUUGAUGCUGAGAAAUUGGCCCCAUUCAUCAGACGCUACCUGAAAUCCGCCGUGACAAGUGGAGCUCUGGUUCAGACCAAAGGAAAGGGAGCGUCUGGCUCAUUCAAGUUGGCCGGAUCAGCAAAAGGCGAAAAGUCAGCGACAAAGAAGCCCCGUGUGAAGAAAGCUUCUGGAGAGAAGAAAGUGAAGAAAGCUGCAUCGCCCAAGAAGAAGGCAACUACUGCAGCCAAGAAGGCAGUCGCAGCGAAGAAGCCAAGUGGUGAGAAAAAGAAGGCAGCUGCACCAAAGAAAACUGCAGUAAAGAAGUCUGCCCCCAAGCAGAAAUCCACAAAGGCAUCUUCGAAAUCAGCAGGAACAAAGCCAAAAGUUCCCAAGCCGAAGAAGACUGGAUCACCGAAGAAAGCUGCACCAAAGAAGACAGCAGCCAAGAAGAAGUAACUUUCUUCAACUUUCCAUUACUUCUCUUCCCACAUUGGGAAAAAUCAAUCAAACAGCCCUUUUUAGGGCUACCAAACU
Phlebotomus papatasi is the source of this 2552-nucleotide messenger RNA. RefSeq names its product histone H1-II-like. Gene Ontology annotation, molecular function: double-stranded DNA binding; nucleosomal DNA binding; structural constituent of chromatin. Lineage: Eukaryota; Metazoa; Arthropoda; Insecta; Diptera; Psychodidae. Gene Ontology annotation, cellular component: nucleosome; nucleus. Gene Ontology annotation, biological process: negative regulation of DNA recombination; chromosome condensation; nucleosome assembly. Bases 1824 to 2474 code for a protein of 216 amino acids. The record is from RefSeq and is a predicted model, not a curated record. The transcript has a single exon.